Messenger RNA from Alexandromys fortis (reed vole), 7564 nucleotides. RefSeq names its product CD160 molecule (gene Cd160). Bases 750 to 1415 code for a protein of 221 amino acids. The record is from RefSeq and is a predicted model, not a curated record. Lineage: Eukaryota; Metazoa; Chordata; Mammalia; Rodentia; Cricetidae. Gene Ontology annotation, biological process: regulation of adaptive immune response. Gene Ontology annotation, molecular function: transmembrane signaling receptor activity. The transcript is spliced from 3 exons. Gene Ontology annotation, cellular component: plasma membrane.
AAAAUGUGGACAUAAUUUUGCUUAAACAGGAUUAGGUUAUCUAAAUAUAUUAAAAUAAAAUAAUAAAAAUUAGGAGAAAAUAAUCUCAACCCAAGGGAAACUUUAUUAAAACAAUAUUGGAAAUUCAAACUUUUUUAUAUUAAAACUUUAUUGUAAAGAAUUUGCAAAUAAAAAUAAUCACACAUCAAAAUUAGCCAGACCCAAAGUCUAUGCAUUUUAGCAAAUGCCUAUGGAGCUGAGACAGGCACUCCGAAGCUGUGCAGCUUCAUGUCAGAUCUUACACUUUCACUAGCCAAUAUAUUUUUUGCGCUUACCCAUCACCAAAAUAUCCAUGGUAGAGUUGAAACUAGAGCAACAUUAGCUUUGUAUCUGCUUUCAAAACCACAGUGCCCUUUACCUGAGUUCAGUCCUUCCUCAGUCCCUCAUAGUUGCCCUUUCUUCUCUCCUUUUACAUAUUAUGUAUUUACCCACAUGGACAUUUGUUUACAUAUGGGCAUAUACAUAUAGUUACAUAUAUAUGGAUGGAUGUAACAGGGUCUAUUUGCCAAAUAAGCCCAUGAAAACUAGGUAACAUCUCUCAGCCCAGCCCACCCCAUUCCUCUCUCCAGUUACACCUCACUUGAUCUUUUUAUAUCACUUCCAAACCCUCUGUGCCCUGGGGCUCUCCUUCAUCUCCAUCACACUUUGAGUAACUUCAAUAAGCGCCUAAGAUAGGGAGACAGUCCUAGAGGUCUGCAAGGCUUCAGCUAAUGUGUGUCUGUGCUUUCAGGGCUGUGAGGCCACAGAGCAGCAAAGCCAACACUCACGUGGGAAUUCCCGGGGCUGCUGAAAACAUGCAAAUCCUGAUGCCACCUGGCCAAAGCUGCUGUGCCCUAGCCAUCCUGCUGGCAAUCGUGGACUUCCAACGUGGUGGAUGCCUCCAAGUCACCAGCUCAGUAUCCCAGCAAGGAGGACAACUGGUCUUCACCUGCACUUUGUGGCACAAGAGAGGUGAAGCCGAGGGGCUAAUACUCUUCUGGUGCAAAGACAGGCGGUCCGACUGUUCUCCUGAGACCAGCUUAGAGCAACUAAGGGUGAAAAGGGAUCCUGGGACAGAUGGUAGCAAUGAACUGAAAUCUCAGUUGGUAUACACCAUAGAACAAGCCACACUAUCGGACAGUGGGACCUACCAGUGCUGUGCCCGAAGCCAGAAGCCAGAAAUCUACAUUCAUGGUCAUUUUGUCUCUGUUCUAGUCACAGGGAACCACACUGAGAUAAGACAGAGACAAAGGCAGGACCAUACUGACAGCACUCCCAGUUCAGACUUCCUGCAAGUGAAGGCCUGCAGGAUGCUGGUCACCAUCCUGGUGGCUCUUCAAGGUAUGUUCAGAAGAGAUUUCAGCGCUCCAAGCUAUGAGUUUGUACUGCCAGCUUAAUUAUUUCCUAGGUGGGAAAGUACAGAAAGGAAGGAGGGGAAAACGUGUUCCCCAAGGCCUGGCCAUCUACAGUAUGUGGGUGAAACCGGCUUAAAGUUACUAAAGUCCUCAUACUGUAGCUAUGUGGAGACAGACAAAUCGGACUUCCCUCUGGGUAAGAGGUUGGGCCUCUUAGGAAAGGCCUGUGGGACACAAGAAACACAGCUGCCCCCACUCAAUGAACACAGCAAUGCCAGGACAAGCCACAGGUCUCUAGUUAUUACACAAAGAUGAACAAGGCAGGAGACAGGGUCGGCCUGAGGUGGGGUUUGAACACAGCACCUCCACAAAGAUGAUGACCGUAUUGAGUAUUAAAAUAUUGAGACAUUUAAUAAUUUUCCACUAGGAUUUUGCAUAACAAAUAAAUGAUAUGAGAUUUUAACUGUCCUUGGCAGCCAAAAGGGCCAGCUUCUACACAGGGGACAUGAGGAUGGAGUAGUCUGGUCAUUUACUUAUACUGAAUACAAGUUUCCCUAGUGGGUUAAGCUAUAUUCUUGUUAAUAAAUGCUAUUUCUUCAGGCACACUUUGAGUACACACUCAAAGGGAAACGGGGUCCAUCUUGCACUAUCGCCACUACCUGACUCCAGAGUCACCCCAGAACAACAAGGCCUCUGCUCCCAGUGCCCUUUUCUAGUCAAGAACAAAGCCUUACAUUCAACUAUUUAUUUUCUCCUGUACUCAAGGCGCUCUGAAGGUACACAAAAGAAAAACCAAAACUAAAUCAUAUACUACUUAUGAGGCUGUGUGAGUGAGACAUGGUCUCCCUAUGCAGCCCAGACUGGUUUCCUACUCAGUCCUACCCCAGGCGUCGGACCACUGGGAUUACAGGUGUGAAGAGCCAUGUCCAGCUUUUCCUUCUCUUCCUCUUCCUCCAAUCCAAGCCUUAGCAGACAGAGGGAAGAGGCAGCAUUCAGCAGAAAAACACACGCGUUUCCGGGGGUCUUAGCGAUAUUAUGGAGACCAAGUUAUAAUGCUUUUUCUUCCAUGUGAGGUUAAAGUGAAGGAGUGUCCUGAUCCCUGCGCCUCUCUCUGUGCCUCCCACACAGCCCAGAUACUGUGUUCACACAUUUUCCCUAUUCCCUUUCUAAUCACGGAGCCUAUCAAACAGCCACCUCAGGACGGGCCUCAAAUCAGGUGUUCUGUUUCUCAGUUAGUCUAAGUUGUGAGGUAGUGAUACAAACCAUUCAUUUUCUUUCAACAGCUCUAUAAAAAAAAAAAAAAAACAACCUUCAGAAGAAGGUACAGCAAGAUAAAUCUGACAACGCACACAGGAAGAACGGUACAGGGAACAGAUGCCGAGUAGACCAAGAAUCUGGAGGGUCAGCAAGAUGGCUCAGCCAAGAACAGGAGCUUGCCUGCCAAGCUUCAGCUCAAACCUCUGCAAACACAUGGUGGAAGGAGAGAACUGACUCCCCCAAGUUGUCCUCUGACCCCCAUGGGAGUGCCAUGCUCUGACCCCAAUAAAUAAAAUCAUUCCAGGGAUCUGGCAGAGCGUUUGGCAUACUUCUGGAUCUUCUUUCCUUAUUGCCAGUGCAAGUUUGCCUACUCCCGCCUCAGUGCCAAGAGAGAAAACAUGUUACAAGUGUGAUUGGUGUGCUGGCCUUAAAUACCAGGUAUGUUUUAUACCACAGAAUAAUGGUUCAUCUCCCCUGCAACACAGUAAAAUAAGUGAGUUCUAAUUUUAUAUGUGUGUGUGACGCAUGUAUGCGUGCACACUGAACACGUGGAGGUCAGAGAACAACUCCUGGGAGCUGGUUCUCUCUUCCUCUGUAAGGGCUGGAGAUCAAACUCAGGUGGCUAGGCUUGUGCAAGUGCUAACAGCUGUCUGUAACUCCAGGCUCUGACACCCUCGCACAGACAUACAGGCAGGCAAAGCACCAACACAAAUAAAAAUAAUAAAUAAAUUAGAAAAGAAAACUGUACUUCUAACUGGGCCAUGGUAGCACACGCCUUUAAUCCAGCACUUGGGAGGUAGAAGCAGGUGAAUCUUGUGAGUUUGAGGUCAGCCUGGUCUACAGAGUGAGUUCCAGGACAGCCAGGGCUACAGAGAGAAACCCUGUCUCAAAACCAAACCAAACAAAAAACAGCUGUACUUCUGAUUAGAAAAAAUGGCCACCACAAGCCGCAGCCAGGAUCUCAGUGAGAAGGAAAAGCUACAACAGAUGCUUUGUUUAUGUGCACACCAUCCAAUCUGUCACAAAGAAAAUGUAAAAAGAGGGGGAAAAAAAAGAUCUCAAACUUGAAUGUCUACAGUUCCUCUUGUCUGGGACAUCUUCUAGCUCAGUUAAGAGGUCCUGGUACACACCCCUAGUCAUGCACACUGUAUUCUGAUUUCCAUUAGAACCCCCUAGGACAGUGUCACCUGUGUACCCAGACAAGGACAUUAGUACCAGCCGAUAUUUCCUCCCGCAGGAAUGACACCAUUCCAUUAACUCCUUCCCAGCUACAUUCAUAGAACUUUGGAGAUUUGCUUUGGAAACUCUUAAGAGCAGUCUCUUAGAGCAACUUUCAAAUCUCUGUUAAUCCUACAACCCUGAAUUCAUCAUCCUGAAUAAAUAUUUACACAUAUAUUCAUAUAAGUAAUGUAUAAUGAUUCAUAUAUAUUCAUAUAAUAUAUUGUACAUACGUAUACAAUUAGAGUAGUGUACGGGCUGAGGCCCGGCUGGCCCAGUAAUGGCUGUCCAACAGAAGGUCCAAGGAUCUAGCAGUCUCACAAUCUGUUAGGGUGGAUGUCUCAGCUUGUCUUCAGUAUUUGCUGGGAUCCUGAAGAAGUAGGUGUGACGUUUUCACUUGAUGGCAAGUGAGACUGAAGCUGCCAUCAAGAGCAAGGGCAAGCAGGCAAAGAACAGAAGCUUCCUCCUUCCAUGUCCUUUGUAGAGGCUGCCACCAGAAGGUGUGGCCCAGAUUAAACGUGGAUCUUCCCACAUCGAAAGAUCCAGAUUAAAGACUGGAAGGUUUAAUUAAGGCAAAUCCCUCACUGGUGUGCUAGUGUGGGUGGUCCUUCUGUCUGUGUUCUUCUUGUCCUCCUCCUCUUUGGUUGGUGUCAAUGUUUCCCUUUUGGUAGCUUGCAGAGUACCUUCCCGAACCAAACAGACUCAAACAUAGGGAUGAAGGUUCCAUGUAGGUACCAGCUUGACUUUUUCCAUGUUCAUGAGUUAUGUGGUUAUUGUCCUCAGCAAUGGGGCCCCUGCUGUCAGUUUUCAGAGAGCAACCCUUUGUCUUAACAACAACGCCUAGCUUGUUUAGGAACUUCCAUGGGAUCCCCUUGACCAAAAAGUCAAUUGAAUGCAUCCCAGCCCUGCCACUGGGAACCUGGCAACAAGAGAUGGCCAGUUGAGACUCCAUAUCCCACAUUGCUAGGAGUCCUCACUAGGAUCACCUUCAUACAUUCCAGGAAGUUUCCACUGUGCUGGGUUUCCACACUACUCCCCAAAUGCCCCCCAUUCCCAGCCUAUCUCUCCAUCCUAUCUCCCCAUCACCUGAUCCUACUCCCCCACUCCCAUUCCCACCUGCCCCCAGUCCACCAGUAAGAUCUAUUCUACUUCCUCCUCUCAGAGAGACCGACGUAUCCCCCUAGACCACAUUCUCUUUAUCUAAUCUCUCUGGGUGUACAGAUUGUAGCUUGGUUACCAUUUACAUAAAGGCUGAUAUCCACUUGUAAGUGAAUAUAUACACUAAUUAACUUUCUGAGUCUGAGUUACCUCACUUAGGAUGAUUUUUCUAGGUCUAUCCAUUUGCCUACAAAUUUCAUGAUGUAAAUUAAAAUUAUAGUUGAGUAAUAUUGUGCAAAUGUACCACAUUUUUAAAAAUUCAUUCUUCUGUUGAGGAACAUCUAGGCUGUUUCCAGUUCCUGGCUAUUAUGAAUAAAACCAUAAUGAAUGUGGUGGAGCAAGUAUCCUUGUAGUAUGGCAGAGCAUCCUUUCGGCAUAUGCCCAAGAGUGGUAGAGCUGGAUUUUGAGGUAAAUUGAUUCCCAACCUAGUCUAAGGAAUUGCCAUAUUGAUUUCCAUAGUGGCUAUACAAGUUUGCACUUCCACCAGCAAUGGAUGAGUAUUCCCUUUACUCCACAUCCUGGCCAAUGUGAUCUUAGCCACUCUGAUGGGUGUAAAAUAGAAUCUCAAAGUUGUUUUGAUUUACAUUUCUCUGAUGGCUAAGGAUAUUGAACAUUGCUUUAAGUGCUCCUCAGUCAUUUGAGUUUCCUCUGUUGAGAAUCUGUUUAGAUCUGUACCCUAUUUUUAAAUUGUAUUCUUUGUUAUUCUGAUAUGUCGUUUGUUGAGUUCUUUAUAUAUUUUGGAUAUUAAUCCUCUAUUGAAUGUGGAGUUGGUAAAAAAAAAAUAUCUUCCCAUUCUGUAGGUUUCUGCUUUGUCCAAUUAACGGUGUCCUUUCCCUUAGAGAAGCUUAUCAGUUUUGUGAGGUCCUAUUUGUUAACUGUUGAGCUUAGUGCCAGCACUAUCAGUGUUCUGCUCAGGAAGUCAUCUUCUGUGCCAGUGAUCUCAAGGCAAUUCCCCACUUUCUCUUCUAUCUGAUUCAGUGUGUCUGGUUUAUGUUGAGGUCCUUAAUCCACUUGGACUUGAGUUUUGUGCAGGGUGAUAGAUAUGGAUCUAUUUGCAUUCUUCGAUAUGCAAACAUCCACUUUGCCCAAAACCAUUUGUUAAAGAUGCUGUCUUUUUUUCAAUGUGUAUAUUUCUGGCUUCCUUAUCAAAAUCAGGUGUUCAUAGGAGUGUGGAUUUAUGUCUGGCCUUCGAUUCCACUGAUCAAUGUGUCUGUUUUUAAUUCCAAUAUCUUGCUGUUUUAUUACUGUAGCUCUGUAGCAUAACUUGAAAUAGGGAAUUAUGUGACCUCCAGCAGUUCUUUUAUUGUUCAAGAUUGUUUUAGAUAUCCUGGGUUUUUGUUUUUAUAUAUGGUGUUUAGAAUUGCACUGUCAAAGUCUAUAAAGAAUUGUGUUGGAAUUUUGAUGGGGAUUGCAUUGACUCUGUAGAUUGCUUUUGGUAGGAUGUCAGUUUUACUAUGUUAAUCUAUGAGCAUGGGAGAUCUUUUCAUAUUCUGGUAUCUUCAUCAAUUUCUUUCUUCAAAGACUUGAAGUUUUUUUAUCAUACAUGUCCUUUACUUGCUUGGUUAGAGUUACCUCAAGGUAUUUUGUAUUAUUUGAGGAUAUUGUGAUUCUUUCUCAGUACAUUUGUCAUUUGUAUACAGGAGGACUACUGAUUUUUUAAUGUUAUUUAGUUUUUAGUUAAUCUUGUAUCCAACUAUUUUGCUGAGAAUGCUUAUCAGCUGUAGGAAUUUUUAGGGUCACUUAUGUAUACUAUCAUAUCACCUGCAAAUAAAGAUACUUUGACUUCUCCCUUUCCAAUUUGUUCACCUUGGUCUCCUUUAGUUGUCAUUGCUCUAGCUGAAUAGAUACGGAGAACAUGGACAAUCUUGUCUUGUUUCGUUUCUGAUUUUAUUGUUUUGAUUUUCUCUUCAUUUAAUUUGAUGUUGUCUAUACGCUUGCUGUAAAUUGCCAUUAUUAUGUUGAGGUAUGGUCCUCAUAUCCCUACUCUCUCCAGAACUUCUAUCAAGAAGGGACGUUGGAGUUUGUAAAAUAAAAUUCUGUAUCUAAUGUGGGUUUUUUUUUUUUACUUAAUUUAUACGGUGAACCAAAUUUGUUGAUUUACAAAUGUUGAACCAUCUCUGCACCUCUGGGAUGAAGCCUACUUGAUCAUGGUGGAUUUUUUUAAUGUGUUCUUGGAUUUGGUUUGCAAGUAUUUUAUUGAGUAUUUUUGUAUCUGUGUUCAUAAGGGAAAUUGUUCUGUAAAUUCUCUUUGUUGGGUUACAUGGUUUAGGUAAAAGGGUAACUGUGGCCUCAUAAGAUGAACAAGGCAAGGUUCCUUCUGUUUCUAUUUUGUGGAAUAAACUGAGGAAUAUUGGCAUUAACUCUUCUUUGAAAGUCUGAUAGAAUUCUGCACUAAAACCUGCACUAAAAAAAGUCCGGGCUUAGCCAGACUGUAGUGGUGCACACCUUUAAUUCCAGCACUCAGGGAGGCAGAGGCAGGUGGAUCUCUGAAUUCAAGGCCAGCCUGGUCUACAGAGUGAGUUCCAGGACAGCCAGGGCUACAGAGAGAAACCCUGUCU